Molecule: messenger RNA, 558 nt
Organism: Microthlaspi erraticum
Lineage: Eukaryota; Viridiplantae; Streptophyta; Magnoliopsida; Brassicales; Brassicaceae
Source: the annotation of a GenBank genome assembly
AUGGCGAAUCAAAACUACAAACAAAUAUUGUCCUUCGUCCUAUUGAUUUCACUACUACUCACUGAUAAAGUUUUAUCGGUCCAAAAACCACUCGACCUGAAAAAACCAUGUAAGAGUUUCGUCUUAUACCACCACAACAUUGCCUACGACACUGAUAACGCGGCUAAUGCCACGUCAUCAACAGUCGUAAACCCUUUAGGACUAGGCUCCUUCGAUUUCGGAAAGAUUGUUAUCUUCGACAACCCUGUCACAACGGACCAGAACUACCUCUCGACACCAGUGGCUCGUGCCCAAGGCUUCUUCUUUUACAACAAGAAGUCAAAUUACAACACGUGGGUCGCUUGCACAUUGGUUUUCAACUCCACGCAACACAAAGGAACGUUCACCAUAUUGGAUGCAAAUCCAAUGACGCAGCCGACAAGAGACCUAGCGAUCAUUGGUGGGACUGGGGACUUCCUCAUGACUCGUGGGGUUGCUACGUUCUCAAGUGAUCUCAUUCAAGGCCAAAAGUAUUUCCGUCUCAAAAUGAUUAUUAAACUCUAUGAAUGUUACAACUAA